GAGGGGUCCUGUCCUUCCAGAACCCAACUGCGCCAGAGGCGUGCUCACGCUUACCUCGGCCAUCGUUCCAACUCAUUUCAACCUAAUCACACACACAUGCUGUUCAUUACUCAUCCGCUCUUAGAUAUACAUACGAAUUGGUCUUAGUCCAUAGGUAUUUACCCCCAAAUACAUGUCUCUGCUGUGUUGGCACUUAUCGUUUUUUUAUGCCGAGCCCCCAAAUUGCUUUUGCUCACCCUCAGUGUAUUUGUACAACUUUCACUAUGAAGCUAUUGAAACUCAUCCUUCGUCGCCCCCCCCUGGACUACCUUGCAGCGCUUGGCCAAAUUUAGAUGCUAUCUCAGGGCGAGCCAUAUUUACCUUCGGAUCAUACGACCGGAAUUUGUUCUGUGGGAUGCACGGUGCCGAGUCCUGGCUAGGUUGCAUAUCCGCCUGCACCUUCGCGUUGGCCUCAUGAGUGCCAACUAGUCCUACAUCAAGCUACCCAUGAGCUGUUUCAUGGUAGCACCAAAUUAUUCGUCACAAUAGAGAAUAAGUAUAAAGAUUCCGGAUGCUCAACAGCUUCAUCAACUUUUCUUCCAAGCUAAAACUUUCCAACAAUUACUCUCUGUACUCACCAACCACUCGCUCAAUUCCAACUAUAUAUCCACGUAUAUAGAUAUACACAUUCAACAUGUCUUAUUCAAGCCCCAGUCCUGCAACAAGCACCUGGCAAGAUAAGCUUCAAGAGAGAUGCCGCACCGCGCAAAUCAACCCACCGGUUUUCAGCAUUGUCUCCGACAGAAGAGGAGGCCGAACUGCUUGGUCUAGCACUGUCACGGUGUCCGGCCAAAGCAUUGCCGCCCGAUAUUGGUACGACGGCCAAUACCUCAACAACGCCAAAGAAGACGCUGCAGAAGUGGCCCUCAAGGCCCUUGGCAACUCCAGCCCAACGUCGCCAACACAGGGCCGACACGGAUGGUAGAAAUUUAUGCUCUCACAUCAUCUGUGCGCCAGCGAUUUCUUGGAGCGAGGCGAACACUUGCUUCCAGCAGCACCUGUAUGAUAUGAUAUGAAACGACUUGGCUUAGAUUUGGUAUGCUCAUUUGAAUGGAUAUUGGGACGUAGUCCGGCGCAAGAAGGAAUAUUGGGGCGUCCAGGAGAAUAUGUAUGAGCAGGGUUAGGGAUUGAUUUUGGAUUUCAACGGUUUCGCUACAAAAAAAAAGGACGUGUAGUGUACGAGGGCUUUGGAAAAGCACUUCAAAAAAAUAGCACUAUGAUGAUACUGAGAAUAAUACAGUCUGUUCUACC
Molecule: messenger RNA, 1290 nt
Organism: Pseudogymnoascus verrucosus
Lineage: Eukaryota; Fungi; Ascomycota; Leotiomycetes; Thelebolales; Thelebolaceae
Exons: 3
Coding region: 674-964 (96 amino acids)
Source: RefSeq, a predicted model, not a curated record